AUGAAAAAACUAUUAAUUACAUUUUACCUAUUAUUUGCCGCUUUACUCACAAAGUCGGUAGAAGCUGACACAUUUUCUGACCAAGUAAACCCUUCAUCUAGGUUGGUCAAAAGAGACGAAAGUGUUGCUAUCAACGGUUGUCCUAGUUUGGAUUUCAACUGGCACAUGAACCAGCAAAAUAUUCUACAUUAUGAUAUGGAUGUCACCUCUGUUUCUUGGGUUAAAGACAACAUAUAUCAAAUAUCUAUCCACAUUAAAGCAGCAAAGGAGAUUCCUUUGAAGUAUUUAUGGUCCUUGAAGAUUAUUAAUGUCAAAGGUCCUUCUAGUACAGUACAACUUUAUGGAAAAAACGAGAAAACAUAUUUAAUUAGUGACCCAACCGAUUUUACUUCGACUUUCCAGGUUUAUGCCAACCCAUCUUCUGAUGGAUGCACUGUUUGGAUGCCGAACUUCCAGAUUCAGUUCGAAUAUUUACAAGGGGAUGCUGCUCAAUACUGGCAAACUUGGGAGUGGGGUACAACUACUUUCGAUCUUUCGACAGGUUGCAACAAUUAUGACAACCAGGGACACUCACAAACAGAUUUCCCAGGUUUUUACUGGACUUAUCAAUGCAAAGGAAACAAAGAUGGCACCUGUACUAAAUCCUCAUCUUCAUCCACUACAAGCAUCUCCAUUGAUGUUACCACUUCAGUGGAUUCUCAUGUUUCGUCCAGUCUAGCAGGUAUGUAUCGUUCAAGAUCGUCCAUCGAUGUUACCACAUCAGUGGAUCCAACCAGCUCUGUCAUCUCUACCACAUCAGUGGAGUCAACUACUUCAGUCAUCUCCACCACAUCAGUGGACCCAACCAGCUCCGUCGUCUCCACCACAUCAGUGGACCCAACUAGUUCAGUCAUCAUCACUACAUCGGUGGACCCAACUAGUUCUGUCAUCUCCACCACAUCAGUGGACCCAACUAGUUCAGUCAUCAUCACUACAUCGGUGGACCCAACUAGUUCUGUCAUCUCCACCACAUCAGUGGACCCAACUAGUUCAGUCAUCUCUACCACAUCAGUGGAGUCAACCAGUUCAGUCAUCAUCACUACAUCAGUGGACCCAACUAGUUCAGUCAUCUCCACCACGUCAGUGGACCCAACUACCCCAGUAAGUAACACCACAUCAGCAGAGCCUACCACUUCGGUCGGUCCUCAUGUUUCGUCCAGUCUAGCAGGUAUGUAUCGUUCAAGAUCGUCCAUCGAUGUUACCACAUCAGUGGAUCCAACCAGCUCUGUCAUCUCUACCACAUCAGUGGAGUCAACUACUUCAGUCAUCUCCACCACAUCAGUGGACCCAACCAGCUCCGUCGUCUCCACCACAUCAGUGGACCCAACUAGUUCAGUCAUCAUCACUACAUCGGUGGACCCAACUAGUUCUGUCAUCUCCACCACAUCAGUGGACCCAACUAGUUCUGUCAUCUCUACCACAUCAGUGGAGUCAACUACUUCAGUCAUCUCUACCACAUCAGUGGAGUCAGCCAGUUCAGUCAUCAUCACUACAUCGGUGGACCCAACUAGUUCUGUCAUCUCCACCACAUCAGUGGACCCAACUAGUUCAGUCAUCAUCACUACAUCGGUGGACCCAACUAGUUCUGUCAUCUCCACCACAUCAGUGGACCCAACUAGUUCAGUCAUCUCUACCACAUCAGUGGAGUCAACCAGUUCAGUCAUCAUCACUACAUCAGUGGACCCAACUAGUUCAGUCAUCUCCACCACGUCAGUGGACCCAACUACCCCAGUAAGUAACACCACAUCAGCAGAGCCUACCACUUCGGUCGGUCCUCAUGUUUCGUCCAGUCUAGCAGGUAUGUAUCGUUCAAGAUCGUCCAUCGAUGUUACCACAUCAGUGGAACCAACCAGCUCAGUCAUCUCCACCACAUCAGUGGAGUCAACUAGUUCAGUCAUCUCCACCACAUCAGUGGACCCAACUACCCCAGUAAGUAACACCACAUCAGCAGAGCCUACCACUUCGGUCGGUCCUCAUGUUUCGUCCAGUCUAGCAGGUAUGUAUCGUUCAAGAUCGUCCAUCGAUGUUACCACAUCAGUGGAUCCAACCAGCUCUGUCAUCUCUACCACAUCAGUGGAGUCAACUACUUCAGUCAUCUCCACCACAUCAGUGGACCCAACCAGCUCCGUCGUCUCCACCACAUCAGUGGACCCAACUAGUUCAGUCAUCAUCACUACAUCGGUGGACCCAACUAGUUCUGUCAUCUCCACCACAUCAGUGGAACCAACUAGUUCUGUCAUCUCUACCACAUCAGUGGAGUCAACUACUUCAGUCAUCUCCACCACAUCAGUGGACCCAACUAGUUCUGUCAUCUCCACCACAUCAGUGGACCCAACUAGUUCAGUCAUCAUCACUACAUCGGUGGACCCAACUAGUUCUGUCAUCUCCACCACAUCAGUGGACCCAACUAGUUCAGUCAUCUCUACCACAUCAGUGGAGUCAACCAGUUCAGUCAUCAUCACUACAUCAGUGGACCCAACUAGUUCAGUCAUCUCCACCACGUCAGUGGACCCAACUACCCCAGUAAGUAACACCACAUCAGCAGAGCCUACCACUUCGGUCGGUCCUCAUGUUUCGUCCAGUCUAGCAGGUAUGUAUCGUUCAAGAUCGUCCAUCGAUGUUACCACAUCAGUGGAGUCAACUAGUUCAGUCAUCUCCACCACAUCAGUGGACCCAACUAGUUCUGUCAUCUCUACCACAUCAGUGGAGUCAACUACUUCUGUCAUCUCCACCACAUCAGUGGACCCAACUAGUUCAGUCAUCAUCACUACAUCGGUGGACCCAACUAGUUCUGUCAUCUCCACCACAUCAGUGGACCCAACUAGUUCAGUCAUCUCUACCACAUCAGUGGAGUCAACCAGUUCAGUCAUCAUCACUACAUCAGUGGACCCAACUAGUUCAGUCAUCUCCACCACGUCAGUGGACCCAACUAGUUCAGUCAUCUCUACCACAUCAGUGGAGUCAACCAGUUCAGUCAUCAUCACUACAUCAGUGGACCCAACUAGUUCUGUCAUCUCCACCACAUCAGUGGACCCAACUAUUUCAGUCAUCAUCACUACAUCAGUGGACCCAACUAGUUCAGUCAUCUCCACCACGUCAGUGGACCCAACUACCCCAGUAAGUAACACCACAUCAGCAGAGCCUACCACUUCGGUCGGUCCUCAUGUUUCGUCCAGUCUAGCAGGUAUGUAUCGUUCAAGAUCGUCCAUCGAUGUUACCACAUCAGUGGAACCAACCAGCUCAGUCAUCUCCACCACAUCAGUGGAGUCAACUAGUUCAGUCAUCUCCACCACAUCAGUGGACCCAACUACCCCAGUAAGUAACACCACAUCAGCAGAGCCUACCACUUCGGUCGGUCCUCAUGUUUCGUCCAGUCUAGCAGGUAUGUAUCGUUCAAGAUCGUCCAUCGAUGUUACCACAUCAGUGGAACCAACCAGCUCAGUCAUCUCCACCACAUCAGUGGAGUCAACUAGUUCAGUCAUCUCCACCACAUCAGUGGACCCAACUACCCCAGUAAGUAACACCACAUCAGCAGAGCCUACCACUUCGGUCGGUCCUCAUGUUUCGUCCAGUCUAGCAGGUAUGUAUCGUUCAAGAUCGUCCAUCGAUGUUACCACAUCAGUGGAUCCAACCAGCUCUGUCAUCUCUACCACAUCAGUGGAGUCAACUACUUCAGUCAUCUCCACCACAUCAGUGGACCCAACCAGCUCCGUCGUCUCCACCACAUCAGUGGACCCAACUAGUUCAGUCAUCAUCACUACAUCGGUGGACCCAACUAGUUCUGUCAUCUCCACCACAUCAGUGGAACCAACUAGUUCUGUCAUCUCUACCACAUCAGUGGAGUCAACUACUUCAGUCAUCUCCACCACAUCAGUGGACCCAACUACUUCAGUCAUCAUCACUACAUCGGUGGACCCAACUAGUUCUGUCAUCUCCACCACAUCAGUGGACCCAACUAGUUCAGUCAUCAUCACUACAUCGGUGGACCCAACUAGUUCUGUCAUCUCCACCACAUCAGUGGACCCAACUAGUUCAGUCAUCUCUACCACAUCAGUGGAGUCAACCAGUUCAGUCAUCAUCACUACAUCAGUGGACCCAACUAGUUCAGUCAUCUCCACCACGUCAGUGGACCCAACUACCCCAGUAAGUAACACCACAUCAGCAGAGCCUACCACUUCGGUCGGUCCUCAUGUUUCGUCCAGUCUAGCAGGUAUGUAUCGUUCAAGAUCGUCCAUCGAUGUUACCACAUCAGUGGAACCAACCAGCUCAGUCAUCUCCACCACAUCAGUGGAGUCAACUAGUUCAGUCAUCUCCACCACAUCAGUGGACCCAACUACCCCAGUAAGUAACACCACAUCAGCAGAGCCUACCACUUCGGUCGGUCCUCAUGUUUCGUCCAGUCUAGCAGGUAUGUAUCGUUCAAGAUCGUCCAUCGAUGUUACCACAUCAGUGGAUCCAACCAGCUCUGUCAUCUCUACCACAUCAGUGGAGUCAACUACUUCAGUCAUCUCCACCACAUCAGUGGACCCAACCAGCUCCGUCGUCUCCACCACAUCAGUGGACCCAACUAGUUCAGUCAUCAUCACUACAUCGGUGGACCCAACUAGUUCUGUCAUCUCCACCACAUCAGUGGAACCAACUAGUUCUGUCAUCUCUACCACAUCAGUGGAGUCAACUACUUCAGUCAUCUCCACCACAUCAGUGGACCCAACUAGUUCUGUCAUCUCCACCACAUCAGUGGACCCAACUAGUUCAGUCAUCAUCACUACAUCGGUGGACCCAACUAGUUCUGUCAUCUCCACCACAUCAGUGGACCCAACUAGUUCAGUCAUCUCUACCACAUCAGUGGAGUCAACCAGUUCAGUCAUCAUCACUACAUCAGUGGACCCAACUAGUUCAGUCAUCUCCACCACGUCAGUGGACCCAACUACCCCAGUAAGUAACACCACAUCAGCAGAGCCUACCACUUCGGUCGGUCCUCAUGUUUCGUCCAGUCUAGCAGGUAUGUAUCGUUCAAGAUCGUCCAUCGAUGUUACCACAUCAGUGGAGUCAACUAGUUCAGUCAUCUCCACCACAUCAGUGGACCCAACUAGUUCUGUCAUCUCUACCACAUCAGUGGAGUCAACUACUUCUGUCAUCUCCACCACAUCAGUGGACCCAACUAGUUCAGUCAUCAUCACUACAUCGGUGGACCCAACUAGUUCUGUCAUCUCCACCACAUCAGUGGACCCAACUAGUUCAGUCAUCUCUACCACAUCAGUGGAGUCAACCAGUUCAGUCAUCAUCACUACAUCAGUGGACCCAACUAGUUCAGUCAUCUCCACCACGUCAGUGGACCCAACUAGUUCAGUCAUCUCUACCACAUCAGUGGAGUCAACCAGUUCAGUCAUCAUCACUACAUCAGUGGACCCAACUAGUUCUGUCAUCUCCACCACAUCAGUGGACCCAACUAUUUCAGUCAUCAUCACUACAUCAGUGGACCCAACUAGUUCAGUCAUCUCCACCACGUCAGUGGACCCAACUACCCCAGUAAGUAACACCACAUCAGCAGAGCCUACCACUUCGGUCGGUCCUCAUGUUUCGUCCAGUCUAGCAGGUAUGUAUCGUUCAAGAUCGUCCAUCGAUGUUACCACAUCAGUGGAACCAACCAGCUCAGUCAUCUCCACCACAUCAGUGGAGUCAACUAGUUCAGUCAUCUCCACCACAUCAGUGGACCCAACUACCCCAGUAAGUAACACCACAUCAGCAGAGCCUACCACUUCGGUCGGUCCUCAUGUUUCGUCCAGUCUAGCAGGUAUGUAUCGUUCAAGAUCGUCCAUCGAUGUUACCACAUCAGUGGAACCAACCAGCUCAGUCAUCUCCACCACAUCAGUGGAGUCAACUAGUUCAGUCAUCUCCACCACAUCAGUGGACCCAACUACCCCAGUAAGUAACACCACAUCAGCAGAGCCUACCACUUCGGUCGGUCCUCAUGUUUCGUCCAGUCUAGCAGGUAUGUAUCGUUCAAGAUCGUCCAUCGAUGUUACCACAUCAGUGGAUCCAACCAGCUCUGUCAUCUCUACCACAUCAGUGGAGUCAACUACUUCAGUCAUCUCCACCACAUCAGUGGACCCAACCAGCUCCGUCGUCUCCACCACAUCAGUGGACCCAACUAGUUCAGUCAUCAUCACUACAUCGGUGGACCCAACUAGUUCUGUCAUCUCCACCACAUCAGUGGAACCAACUAGUUCUGUCAUCUCUACCACAUCAGUGGAGUCAACUACUUCAGUCAUCUCCACCACAUCAGUGGACCCAACUACUUCAGUCAUCAUCACUACAUCGGUGGACCCAACUACUUUAGUUCUUCUGAGUAGCUCAGUUGACUCAGCUACUUCAGUUGGGCCAAUUAGCUCAGUCAGCAGCACCGCCUCAGUUAUUUCUCAUUUAUCAUCCAAAAAAAAUUCUUCGGGUCGUCUAACUACCUUGGUUGUACCAACUGAUUUAGCCUCUUUAAGUUCUUCAGUUGGUUCAGCUAGUUCCUCUGACACUGUCACACUAUUUUUUUCAACUAGUUCAACAUCAGUUUCAUCUGAUUCAACCGCUUCAGUUGAUUCAGCCCAUUCACUAGCUCCAACUGUAUCCUCCGGUUUUAUCAGUAUGGUUCGUUCAGCUACAUCUGAUGAUUUGAGUAUUUCAACUUCAAUUACUACAAUUUCUUCAACUGACUCGAGCAUUUUCUUAACCUCGAAUAUCCCGACAUACUUAAAAACCUCAAUUAGUUCAGCAGCCACAAUUGUUUCUGAUAAUUCAAAUACAUCAAUCGUUCAAAAAACUAUAAUUCCUUUAACAGCUUCAACUUUAACAUUAAUCCAUACUGAUGCAGCAGCCCCUUCAGCUUAUACAAUCAUAUCAUCUGAGAAAGCUACACUAACAAGUCCAUUCACAUCCACGUCUCCAACUACCCCAAUUAACUCAGUUAUCUCAAUUGAUCCAAACUCUUCAGUUGACGCCGCACCAACCACUAAGACUAAAGAAACUUCUCGCGAAUCUGCUUCUGAUGUGAAAGUAUUUCACUCUACGAAAUCUUUAUUUUCUAGUAAGACUCCGGCAAGUCAUACUGCUACAGCUGGCGCAACAGUUUCAGUUGGUUCAUCUCUCUCAGCUCAUCCAGUCGCUUCAGAGAAAAUCUAUACAUCUGCCGAUUUAAGCACUAAUAAUAUCGCCAGUGGAGUAAUGAGCUCUGUUCAUCAUACAACAUUAAUGACUUCAAAUAUUAACAUACAUUCAGGCGUUACGAAGUCGAAACAAUCAACAUUUUCAAAUUCUCUUGCAUCAACUCCUUCUACGAGCAUCACACAAGCAACUACUUCUAUUAUGAAUCAAAACAUCCAAGAUAAUAUCUCUGCUACGGCUUCUCUAGAAAGUACUCCGAGUGCUUUAACCAAAGCAGAUACGAGUCAAUACAAUUCCCUUCAUUCUACGAAGUCCUUAACGACCAUGACCAUGACCACUAACGCAUUCAUCACAUCUAAGAAUUCCCUUGCAGCCGUAUCAACCAGCUCAACUAGAUCAUUCGCCAGUAUAUCAUCAAUGAUGGAAGGCAGCGCAAAUAUCGAAGCAGUAGGUAAACUCAUGUGGCUAGCUGCCGCUGUUCCGCUAGCCUUCGUCUGA
Molecule: messenger RNA, 7689 nt
Organism: Saccharomyces mikatae IFO 1815
Lineage: Eukaryota; Fungi; Ascomycota; Saccharomycetes; Saccharomycetales; Saccharomycetaceae
Exons: 1
Coding region: 1-7689 (2562 amino acids)
Source: RefSeq, a predicted model, not a curated record